Molecule: messenger RNA, 567 nt
Organism: Solanum pennellii
Lineage: Eukaryota; Viridiplantae; Streptophyta; Magnoliopsida; Solanales; Solanaceae
Exons: 1
Coding region: 1-567 (188 amino acids)
Source: RefSeq, a predicted model, not a curated record
AUGACAGUUUGCAACAGGCUAUGCAGGAAACAAAUGGGGAAUAUACAAUUCAAAUUGGCUAUUGAUGUUUGUCAGGAAAUGGAAUGGCCAUGGUGGAGAGAUACAUGGAAUACUAUGAACGUGCCAAAACACAGUUUUAUAUGCUGGCAGACUAUGCAUAGGAGGGAAUAUGGGAAUAUGGGAAUAUGUGAGGAAACAGAAUGCUUAUUGUGCGGGUGUAAACCAGAACAUCUAUUCUUUGAAUAUGAGUAUUCAGUGAAAUGCUUAAUGGCGGUUCUCAAACGGAUGGGACUGAAUAUACAAAGAACUAACCUGGAGGGAAUAUGGAGGCGACUAGCAAGGAAAGCCACAGGGAAGAUCAGCAGAGCACUUAUCCGAGCAAUAAUAGCAGCCCUAAUAUAUCAUAUUUCGCAAGCACAAAAUGGAGCAUUGUGGAAUAAAGCAGUAGUCAGAUCGAAGGAAAUUAUGAAGAAGAUCAGGAAGGAGAGUAAAGGCAAAUUUAUGAGCAGAAUACACAGAGGUAUAAAAUGUAAGGAUAGAAAAUGGAUAGAUAACUUGUUUGUAUAG